Molecule: messenger RNA, 858 nt
Organism: Closterium sp. Naga37s-1
Lineage: Eukaryota; Viridiplantae; Streptophyta; Zygnematophyceae; Desmidiales; Closteriaceae
Source: the annotation of a GenBank genome assembly
AUGGCCGACGCCCAAACAGCCAUAUCUUCACCAACACUCCCAUAUCUUCCCUUCGGCCCCUCUCCGCCUUCGCACUGGCUAUUUGGCCUCCCCGAGUGUGGCAAGACUCACAUUGUUGGUGCUGCUGCUGCGUGUGGGAUCCGGGCGGAGGACCGGCUGGCGAUUCUGCGCGCGCUUUCCAGGAAGCUUCCUCUGGGUGCUGACGUGGACCUUGCUGAGCUGGCGCGGUGCACGGAGGGGUUCAGCAGCGCGGAUCUGCAGGCCUUGCUGGCAGAUGCACAGCUGGCGGCGGUGCAUGCUGUUCUGGAUGAGGGUGAGAAGGGGGGAGGAGGGGAGGGUGAGGGGGGAGGAGAAGGGAAGAGUGAGAAAGUGGAAAGAGGGAAGGAGGGGGGAUCUGGGGUCGAGACGAGAAAUGGAGAUGGAGGGGACGAGAAGGCAGAGGUGGAAGAGGGAGCAGGGAGGGAGGCUGAGGUGGCAGCAGAAGCGGGGAGGCAGGGGUCAGGGACAGGAGGGGCAGCAGACGAGGCAGCAGGUACUGAGGAGCACAAGAAGCAGCAGAGAGGGAAGGCAGGAGCAGGGAGGAAGGGCAGAAAGGGCAGGAAGGGGAAGAAAGCGGAGGGAGUGGAGGCAGGGAGGCCGGUACUGGGGAGGGUGCAUCUGGAGCAGGCUGUGGGAAGCGUGCGACCGUCCGUGCCAGCAGCAGAGAGGCAGCGACUGUCGGAUAUUUACAAUGAGAUGAUGGGUGCCAGGAAGUGGAGCAGUGCUGCUGCCAUGGCGGAGAGGAAAGGGAAAAGCUUAGGCAUCAGCCGUCCGUGUCAGCAGAAGAGAGGCAGAGACUGUCGGACAUUUACGGUAUGA